AAAUGUGAAUCCAGCCAUUUGAGUUUCCAGUAUUUAUAAUUUAUUGUUUCUUUGCUCUUCGUAUUCUCAUCUCUGUUUACAACAAUCAUUCUCUGCACCUUCUCUUUAAAUUUGCUUAAUUUCUCCCCUUUUCUUUUACUUUGAUUUCCACUCUCUUCCUUUUUUACAGUAAAAGAAAAGCAAAGCUUCACCUUUAUUUUCUUUUUUUUUGAAUCCCCUUCUCUUUUGUCUUCUUUUAUUCGGAAAAAGAAAAAACCUUUGUUCUUGUUCAUUUCGACUUUGAAAAAGAAUUUCUCAUCAAGAGAAGACGAUGAAGAAGAAGCUCUUAAUAAAUCUUGUGGUUUAAUCUAUUUGAGUUUCAUUAAUAUCUUACAAUGAUUUCAGUGAGGUUCAGUUUGGUUCUUAGACAGACAUUGCAAGGAAACGUUUAAAGUGUUGGACUGUUGAUUUAAGAGUUGGAGCAUUUUCUUUGGAGCAGGCAGAGCACCCUUUAAGCAUCGCUUAAUAAUACAUCUUCAUCUUAAUCAUAAGUAACUAACGACAAUGCCCGAGUCUUUCUUUAUUGGCGCUGCUACUAAUGCCAUGGGAACACUGAUGGUAGACUACUUGGUGAAGCCAAUAGAAUGCCGCGUUCGUUACUUAUUUCGUUUCCAUAUGAUUGUUCAAGAGCUCCAUGAGCAGCAAAACAAUUUGAAUAGAGAACAAACUCGUAUACAAGAAGACAUCAAGGAGGCUAAACUGAAUAUUCAAACACAAGUGAUUGAGAAAUACGUAGAGGACUGGUUGACGGAUGCAACAAAUGCCUUGAAUAAUGUACAGAAUUUGGAAGCUAGAAUUGAAGAAAAUAAGAGAUGCUUUCAUUGGUGUCCUAACUGGAGUUGGCGAUAUCAGUUAAGUAAGAGCAUGGACGAGGAGAUAUUAGCCAUUAUUAAACUCGUAAAUAACUCCAAAUUUGAACGAAUUGGGCACUGCGCUGAGCUUCCUGGUUUAGAGUUCUUCACAUCUAAGGGUCUUGUAGACUCCAAAUCUUCAACUACUGCUUUCAAUAAGAUCAUGAAGGCCUUGAAAGAUGCUGAAAUCAACAAAAUCGGAGUAUGGGGGAUGGGAGGGGUAGGUAAAACCACCUUAGUCAAAGAGGUAGGCAAUAAAGUCAAAGGAUUUGGUCAGCCUAUAAUGGUUGUUAUAUCCAAAAUUCCAGAUAUAGGCGAAAUUCAAAAAAAAAUUGCAGAUGGCAUUCACUUGAAAUUUGAAAAAACAACCAAAGAUGAAAGAGCAAAGGAGUUAUGGUGUAGACUGAAAGAGGGAAAGUUCAUCAUAAUCCUCGAUGAUUUGUGGAAUGAGUGGAAUGAUGAUGAAGAUUUAAGAAAAAUAGGGAUUCCAUUGGUUGAAAAUGGGAAGGGCUGUAAAAUCAUUUUGACAACACGUCGUUGGACGGUAUGCAAAUCUAUGGAAUGUCAAGUUACUAUUCAAAUUGAUGUUUUGGAUGAUGAUGAAGCAUGGGCUCUCUUCAAAAUGAAUGCUAACCUUGAUGAAAACGUUUCAAGGAAUAUCAUUGAGGAGGCUGAGAAAAUUGUAAAAGAAUGUAAUGGUCUACCUGUAGCGAUUGUAACACUCGGAAGGUCUUUAAAAGGUACUAAAACUCAGAAAGGAUGGGAACUAGCUCGCAAAAAACUUGAGAGUAGUAGAUUAAUGGAAAUUGGAAACAUUGAAGAGGAAGAAAAAAAUGCCUAUAUGUGUAUUAAGAUGAGCUAUGAGUACUUGAAGAAGGAGGUGACCAAGCGAUGCUUCUUAUUGUGUGCUUUAUAUCCGGAGGAUCACUCAAUUGAUGUGGAAGACUUGGUGCGAUAUGCUUUGGCAUUGGAGUUAUAUGGCAAGGUUGACUCAGUUGAAGAGGUGAGGGUUCAAGUCUUGGAAGCCAUUGAUUACCUCAAAGAUUCUUGUCUAUUAUUAAAAGAUACGCAAUGGUACAUUAAGUUACAUGAUUUAGUCCGUGAUGUCGCUCUAUGGAUUGCAUCCAGAGAAGAAAGUGGAUUUAUGAUCAAAUCUAGAUUGGAGUUACUAAAUGAAAGCUUUGAACCUUGUAGAGCGAUCUCAUUGCUGAACAUUGAAGAAAAAAAACUUCCUGGGAGAUUGAUACCUUCGAACCUUGAGAUCUUGUUGCUUAAGAACUGUGAUGUUCAAGGUACAUGUUUUCAAUGGAUGAAAGAAUUGAAAUCAUUAAGUCUUACAGCUGACAAACAUUGUCCUGUGGGGAUGAUUUCCUUGUAUGCUCUUAGUUCUCUACCAAAACUUCGUGCUCUACGUUUGGAAAAUUUUGAGGACUUCUCAUUCCUUAGAAGCCUAAGGACACUUGAGGUUCUUAGUUUGCGUGGUUUAGGAUUCGAGGGUUUGUCAAAUGAAUUAUGGAGGUUGGAAAAUCUGAAGAUAUUGGAUUUAACUGAUUGUACAUUUCGCUCCAGAUUUCCCCCUAACGUCAUUCAAAGGUUAUCAAAGCUAGAGGAGCUAUAUCUAAAAGGUUCAAACAUUUGUGAGACAGUUGUUGAUAUACUUGUCCAGAUAAAUUUCUUAUCUAGGUUGACUGCAUUAUCCUUGAGGUUAUCAUUAGAUCAUUUUACGGGUGACGUUGUGUUUCCUAAAUUGGAAAGAUAUGAUAUAUCCGUAGUGGAUCCUUAUAAACUUAAAUGUGAUCUUUUUUCCAUUACGGAAAAAUCCUGGAAAAUUAAGGGACCGAUUCUUUUGAAUGUAGUUUCUCUCUUGCCUGAGAAUUUGGAGUCUUUUGAAGUGUUAGAUGACAUAGAUAAGUUUCUGGAAUGCUUGAUUGAUAAAAGUUUGAGGCUCUCAAAUUUGAAGCUGUUAUAUUUGCAUAAUUUGUCUAACUUGAGUUGUAUUGGGGAAUUGCCAACCCAACAUGUAAGGCUUGAAGGUUUAGUUGAUUUGAGGAUAACAAAUUGUCCAAGUUUGAAAUCACUCUUCCCACUUUCUCUUGCUCAAAGUUUGGUGCUCUUAGAAAUCCUUGAGAUAGCUAACUGUCCUAGAUUGAAGCAAAUAGUUACAGAAAUGGAAGGUGAUGAAGAAAAAAUAUCUUCAAGCAUCAAUUCUCAUAAUUCUUUGGGUUUCCCAAAUUUAAGGGAACUCUACAUAGGAAACUGUUAUGGUUUGGUGUAUAUUUUUCCAACUUUGAUGGCACCGCAAGGGCUUCCACUACUAGAAAAUCUUGCUAUUCAUCGUUGCCCUCAAUUAAAACAAGUGGUCAGACCUAGAGAAGGAAGGGUGGAAAAUGAUGUUGUGCUCCAACAACUGCAGUUUUCGAAACCUUUGAUGCAGUUUUCAGUGUCGGCUUGCCCUUUGUUAACUGAUUCAUUUGUUCAUUUAGACGUUGAGAAGGCUUGCUUCAAGGAGGUUCGAUUAUCAACAUUCAAGGAAUCAUUCAGCAGUGCAAAACACCUUGAAGUACACUAUGCAAUUGAGGAUCAUAAUCUCGUUCCGGAUGCAAAGGGAGAUGGACUAAAUGGAUUAACGUCCCUUCAACUCAGGGAUUGCAAGGAUCUUGAAUGCUUGGUUGAUAUCACAACGGGGAAUGGGCCAACUUUUGCAUUCACUAAUUUAAAGAGAUUAAGUAUAGAAGAUAUGUUUGGUUUUGAAACCUUAUGCAAAUGUCACCACCCUCCACAAGGUUUCCUCCAAAGUCUUAAGGUUGUAAACAUAAAAGGGUGCAGAAAAUUAGAAAUACUCUUCUCACCUUCGAUUACUCAAAGCCUAGUGUUUUUAGAAGAACUCACGAUAGAAUUCUGUCGUGAAUUGAGAACCCUUUUCUCGGUGCUGGAAAAUGAUGGUGGAAUAAGAUCAAACAGCUGUUUUCCUCCUUUCUGCUUGCCGAAACUGAAAACUCUUUACAUCAGAUUGUGUUCAAAGCUAGAAUAUGUUCUGCCAAUCACUUUGGCUCAAGGUCUUCCUGCUCUUGCAUCGAUUUCGGUCUUUGGUUGUGAUGAAUUAAAGCAUGUAUUCAGCAUGCCAAAAGAACAAGAUGGAGUUGAACUUCAUGGUAUCAUGCUCCUUCCUAGUCUACAAUAUCUACGACUUUCAGGGUUAGAAAACUUGACUAGUUUUGUCCCAGAAAACUUUUUUAUCAAGGCACCAGCUUUGAAAAGCUUAGAAGCUUACGAGUGUCCUAAAGUGAUGAACUUCCACAUUCAACAAGUUAACAAGCAGCUGACAUUAAAGGGGAAUGGAUUAUACGUAUUCAAGGAAUUGUCAUGCAAUACAAAUCUUAUUCCAGAUGUACAUUCAAGACAUCUAGAUGGAUUAACUUCCCUUGACAUUUACCAUUGGUGGGGUGGUGAAUGCCUGGUUGAUAAAUCACAAGCAAAGAUGGGUAUCUUACAAAACCUUAAAGAUUUGAGAGUUAGUUACUCUAGUAUGUCUGAAGUAUUCCGAAUUGAUGAAGGCCUUUAUAAUAGAGAAGAAAAUCAAGCACCACAACUACUUUUAAAUUUGGAGCAGUUGCAGUUAAAGCGUUUACCAUAUUUGAGAUGGAUAGUUCAAGGCCCCAUCCAUUGUGUCAAUCUCCAAAGCCUAAAGGUUUUAGAAAUAACCCAUUGCAACAAAUUGACAUCUAUCUUCUCAAUAUCCGUCGUUCAAACCCUAAGGUCGUUGGAAGAACUCAAGAUAUAUGAUUGUGAUAAACUAAAAAGUGUUCUGAUGGAGUUGGAAAUUGACACUGAACCGAACAAACUUUGCUUGCCAAACUUGAAAACUGUGGAGAUAGUGAAAUGCCCAAGUCUAGAAUAUGUCUUCCCACUUGCUUUGACUCAAGGUUUUCCUCGUCUACAAAAGGUACAACUUGUUAAAUUAAGAAACAUGAGAGGUUUUGUUGCUGGAAAUAAUUUUGUCCAAGCACCAGCUUUGGAAAUUUUAAUUAUCAAGGAAUUAUGUUCAGCAUUUACGAAUUUUGUCUUGCAAAAAGAAGUUAACAAGUGUGAUCCAUUAAAGGAGUUGACCUUCUGUACGAAAAGUAUAGAUGGUGAAGAUGUCGAGCCAUGCAAUAUGGUAAACACUCAGUUGAGACAAAGAUCAACAAAUUUCGAAUAUAUGACCCUAGGCAACUUUGAACAACUGUUUCAGCUUCAAGGUGCAUAUUUCAUAUCAAAUCUAGAGAAAAUGCAGCUUUCUAAUAUGAUUUGGCUACGAGAUAUUUGGAAAGGUCCCAUCCAUUUUGAAAGCAAUCUUAGAGAACUAGCAGUUUAUGACUCCAAUUGUUUGACAUACAUCUUUCCAGCGACUUUCAUUCCACAUUUUCCACAUUUAAGUAUUCUGAAAAUAAAGGCGUGUGAGAAUUUGAAGCAAAUAAUUGCCAAUGAUGACAUUUCGACAUCAUCGUCACAAGGUCCUCAGUUGGAGAAGAAAAUGGUAUUUCCUCAUAUAAAGCAAAUAAUACUUGAAAAUUUGCCAAGGCUCGAGAGGUUCGGUCUUGCGGGUUAUCAUAUGGAAUUCCCAUGUUUGGAUUUGCUUGAUGUUAAGCAAUGUUUCAAGAUGAUCACAAGUUUCACUGUGGAUUAUUUAACAUUGACUGUGCAUGCUAAAUCUAAUGAGGCAUCGCAGCUAGAUGAUUUUAAUCCCUCACCAGAAGUUAUAUUCUGGGAAAAGCGUAGACCCACCUUACUACCUCAAUAUGUAGAAGAAGCUGAAAAAGUUUCACCACUGAAGUGAAGAGCAUUCCAUAAGCAUACUUGAGCUUAAAUCUCAUCUCUAUUAUAGUUAAUUAACCAGGUGAAAGAUUAGAUUUUAGUUCUCGUUCGAAGUAGCGAUCUUGACACAUCUCAUCACUUCAUGAAGACUUGGAAGAAAAGGGAUAUGAAAUAAAUUUCAUGGUAUAGAGUAUGACAUGUACAUGGAUGAAUUAAUGACUUGAAAGAAAGUGUCUAGUUGUUUUAAUAUAUGAGUUUAAUGUGUUUUGAACGGUAAA
Gossypium arboreum is the source of this 5962-nucleotide messenger RNA. RefSeq lists its product as uncharacterized. The record is from RefSeq and is a predicted model, not a curated record. The transcript has 10 exons. Lineage: Eukaryota; Viridiplantae; Streptophyta; Magnoliopsida; Malvales; Malvaceae. Bases 544 to 5706 code for a protein of 1720 amino acids. Gene Ontology annotation, molecular function: ADP binding.